Messenger RNA from Tachysurus vachellii, 4449 nucleotides. It is a transcript of the gene ap2b1, whose product is annotated as adaptor related protein complex 2 subunit beta 1. The transcript has 22 exons. The record is from RefSeq and is a predicted model, not a curated record. Bases 167 to 3022 code for a protein of 951 amino acids. Gene Ontology annotation, cellular component: membrane coat; clathrin adaptor complex. Gene Ontology annotation, biological process: intracellular protein transport; vesicle-mediated transport. Gene Ontology annotation, molecular function: clathrin binding. Lineage: Eukaryota; Metazoa; Chordata; Actinopteri; Siluriformes; Bagridae.
GGUUUUUCCGGGAGGCGCUCCAUCUUUUCCCACCGUUUUACAGCCGUGGCCUUAAAACAGGCAAAAGAUUAAUUACACUCCAACCCACCGGGAUAAUUAGAUAAUUAGUAUUUUGUAUCUCGCUGUUUCUAUAGCGCAAGCUGACCUAAAAAAAAAAACAGUCAGAAUGACAGACUCCAAGUACUUCACUACAAACAAGAAAGGAGAGAUAUUUGAACUAAAAGCUGAGCUGAACAAUGAGAAAAAAGAGAAGAGGAAGGAAGCAGUGAAAAAGGUCAUCGCUGCUAUGACUGUAGGCAAGGAUGUGAGCUCUUUGUUUCCAGAUGUGGUGAACUGCAUGCAGACGGAUAACCUGGAGCUGAAGAAGCUGGUGUAUCUGUACCUGAUGAACUAUGCCAAGAGUCAGCCUGACAUGGCCAUCAUGGCUGUCAACAGUUUUGUGAAGGACUGCGAAGACCCGAACCCUCUUAUCCGUGCCCUGGCCGUGCGCACCAUGGGCUGCAUUCGCGUAGACAAGAUCACCGAGUAUCUGUGUGAGCCUCUGAGGAAGUGUCUAAAGGACGAGGACCCGUACGUGAGGAAGACUGCGGCCGUGUGUGUGGCCAAGCUGCAUGACAUCAACGCGCAGAUGGUGGAGGAUCAGGGCUUUCUGGAUUCCCUCAGGGACCUGAUCGCAGACUCCAACCCAAUGGUCGUAGCCAAUGCUGUGGCAGCUCUGUCUGAGAUCAGCGAGUCUCACCCCAACAGCAAUCUGCUGGACCUGAACCCUCAGAACAUCAACAAGCUGCUCACCGCCUUGAACGAGUGCACCGAGUGGGGACAGAUCUUCAUCCUGGACUGCUUGUCCAACUACAACCCUAAAGAUGAGCGGGAAGCCCAGAGCAUCUGCGAGCGCGUGACCCCACGCCUCUCACAUGCCAACUCGGCUGUCGUGCUGUCGGCCGUCAAGGUCCUGAUGAAAUUCCUGGAGCUGCUGCCGAAGGACUCGGACUAUUACAACACCCUGCUGAAGAAACUCUCUCCUCCUCUAGUGACUCUGCUGUCUGGCGAACCCGAGGUCCAGUACGUGGCCCUCAGGAACAUCAACCUCAUUGUGCAGAAGAGACCCGAGAUCCUGAAGCAAGAGAUCAAGGUGUUCUUUGUCAAGUACAACGAUCCCAUCUACGUCAAGCUGGAGAAACUGGACAUCAUGAUCCGACUAGCCUCUCAGGCCAAUAUCGCCCAGGUAUUGGCUGAGCUGAAGGAAUAUGCCACCGAGGUGGACGUGGACUUCGUGCGCAAGGCGGUCCGUGCCAUUGGGCGCUGCGCUAUAAAAGUCGAGCAAUCGGCCGAGCGCUGCGUGAGCACCCUCCUGGACCUCAUUCAGACAAAAGUGAACUACGUCGUGCAGGAGGCCAUCGUGGUGAUUCGAGAUAUUUUCCGCAAGUACCCCAACAAGUACGAAAGCAUCAUCGCCACUCUGUGUGAGAAUCUGGACUCUCUGGACGAACCGGACGCUCGGGCCGCAAUGAUUUGGAUCGUGGGCGAAUACGCAGAGAGAAUCGACAACGCAGACGAACUUCUGGAAAGCUUCCUCGAGGGCUUCCACGAUGAAAGCACUCAGGUUCAGCUCACCUUGCUGACAGCCAUAGUGAAGCUGUUCCUGAAGAAACCCUCCGAAACGCAGGAGUUGGUGCAGCAAGUUCUCAGCCUGGCCACUCAAGACUCUGAUAACCCUGACCUGAGAGAUCGUGGCUACAUCUAUUGGCGUCUGCUGUCCACUGACCCGGUGACAGCCAAAGAGGUGGUGCUGUCCGAGAAGCCGCUGAUCUCGGAGGAGACGGACCUGAUCGAGCCCACGCUGCUGGAUGAGCUUAUAUGUCACAUCGGCUCGCUGGCCUCCGUCUACCACAAGCCGCCAAACGCUUUUGUGGAAGGCAGUCACGGCAUCCACCGCAAGCACCUGCCCAUCCAACACGGCAGCAUCGAUACUGGCGAGAGCCCAGUCAGCGGUGGCCCGGCUUCCGCCAUCGACCAGCCCCAGGUUAUUCCAUCUCAAGGUGACCUCCUGGGUGACCUACUCAACCUCGACCUGGGUCCUCCAGUCAACGUGCCGCAGGUCUCGUCCAUGCAGAUGGGAGCCGUAGACCUUCUAGGAGGCGGGCUUGACAGUCUGCUUGGUGGUGAUCUUGGUGGAGGUGUUGGAGGCAGUCCUGCAGUCGGCCAGAACUUCAUUCCUUCCUCGGUGCCAAACACGUUCGCACCGUCUCCCACUCCGGCGCCCAUCAGCAGCGGCCUAAAUGACCUGUUUGAACUCUCCACAAGCAUGGCUAUCAAUACCGGGGGUUACAUCGCACCAAAAGCUGUGUGGUUGCCAGCUGUCAAGGCAAAAGGGUUAGAAAUUUCUGGAACGUUCUCCCGCCGUCAGGGUCACAUGUACAUGGACAUGACUUUCAUCAACAAAGCACUGCAGCAUAUGACCGACUUUGCCAUCCAGUUUAAUAAGAACAGUUUCGGAGUGAUUCCCACCACACCUUUACCCAUUCACACACCUCUAAUGCCGAACCAAAACAUCGACAUCUCCCUGCCGCUCAACACCAUCGGACCCGUUAUGAAGAUGGACCCUCUCAACAACCUCCAGGUAGCUGUGAAAAACAGCAUCGACGUCUUCUACUUCAGCGUGCUCAUUCCGCUCAACGUCUUCUUCGUCGAGGACGGCAAAAUGGAGCGCCAGGUAUUCUUAGCCACGUGGAAAGACAUUCCCAAUGAGAAUGAGCUGCAGUACCAAAUCAAGGAGUGCCACUUAAAUGCAGACACUGUGUCAGGCAAGCUGCAGAAUAACAACAUCUACACCAUUGCCAAGCGGAAUGUUGAGGGCCAGGACAUGCUCUAUCAGUCCCUGAAACUCACUAACGGCAUCUGGAUUCUCGCCGAGCUGCGCAUCCAACCUGGCAACCCCAACUACACGCUCUCUCUGAAGUGCAGAGCUCCAGAAGUGUCUCAGUACGUGUACCAGAUGUAUGAUGCUGUGCUGAAGAACUGAAGAUCGAAAUCUCUCCACAAACAGUCUUUCCUCCUAUCAUUCCUGUGGUACAAGAACAAACUUCACCUUUUCCCAUUUCUGUUUUCUAGGAUUUGUAAUGUUUCACUGCUUGAUAUAGUGUCCUGGUAGCGACCACAUACGUUAGCCAAAAUGUCUGCUGUGUGAGGGGAAAAAAAAGUUGCAGGUGGUGCAUUGUGCCACUCGGUCGCAUUUAUUAUGUUAUACCUACAGUUAUAAAAAUGUCUGUAAAUGAAGUGUGACUGUAUUUUUCCCUUUCACACACUUGCGCUGUAUUUGCCAUGCUUGAUUUUGUUCAUUCAAUGAGUCAGGUUGUUUUUCAGUGCAAUUUCACAUUUUCAGGCAGAAUCAAUGCCACAUAUACUGAGGUUCUGGAGCCAGGAGGGCCUUGAUAUCUUAAUCAGGAGGCAGAUGAGAUGAGGGUUCUAAUAAACAUCAUCUUAGAGUCAGUGGUUCAGAGCCACUUUUAGUAGCUCCAUGGGGAUUUUGCCUUUAGUUUAAAAAAAAAAAAAAAAAAUCACACCUGAAAUAGUACAUUCAGCGUUGUAUGAUGUGUGAAAUAUGCUUCGCAUGCCUUAACUUGUUCCUCUUAAAUGCUCACCUAUAAAUUCCUAAGCUAAUAUAAAGUAUAUUGUUCAGUCUCGGUUACACUCCAUUUCACAACCACUGCCACAAAGCAACUAGCAGUCCUCGUUGCAGGUAUGCUGGUAUUAUUUCUGUUUCAAGCACUUUCAUAUUCUUCCUAGACUGAAGGCAGUCAGAUUUUAACCCGUUUUAUCGUCACGUUGUUAGCUGUAUGCUUCUGUGCAGUGAUCGUGUACUGUGAUUUAUAUAAAGGUAUCACACUCAUGCAUUAUUAGAAACCAUUCAUCCACUAACCCUGUACUAGAGCCUGAACGUCACGUCAUUUCUGAAGUGCUUUAGAAUAAACGUUAAGGGAGCAACGAUGUCAUUUGUGUGGUGGUGUAAUUCAGAGUAAAUACGUCAACGUGUCCCAUGGAAGCAUUGCUCUAAAGAAAGUUCUACGCUGCACAUUCUGUUAGUUAAUGUAAAUGUUAAAGCCCGAGCUCAGUUCUAAUGCUUAGCUUCAUGUGACGUGUGCAGUAGUGCUUUCAGUCUUAGUAGAUAUUAUCAUAAGCAUGAGUAAUCAUAGGAAAAGUAGAUAGACUGCGUCUGUUGUGGGGGAAAUUUCUUUUGAAAAAUUUGUCUAGAUGUUUCAUACAGAAGGCAGCCUUCCUGUCCACCGUAUUCAGAGGCCAACACAGCUAACACUUCCCCAGUCAUUCCACCUCUUCACUCAUUCCUCGCAUUGACACUCGCUGCCAAUGUUUUGCUUCAUGUAUUUUCAUUUUUGAAUAAAUCAACGAAUAAUAAAAAUAAUAAAUAAAUAAAAAUCGUCCCUGACCGUA